AGCCUGACCACACUGCAUACUGGGAGGGUUUUCUGGGUUGAAGGACAGGCCACAGAGGGAUCCUGCAGCGGGAAGCUGAGAGACUCCAGGGCAGCCGUCAGUAGUUGCCUCAGGCAGGACGAGGGCCUCCCCUCCCAGGAGAGGCCAUGGCCGUCCCACUGCUCCUCUGGAUGUGGCUGCUGGUUGCAGGGACUCAAGGCGAGAAAGAUGGGGACAUGCGGCUGGCCGACGGGGACACCGCCAACGAGGGUCGCGUGGAGAUCUUCUACAGAGGCCAGUGGGGGACCGUGUGUGACAACCUGUGGGACCUGACGGAUGCCAGCGUCGUCUGCCGGGCCCUGGGGUUUGCGAAUGCCACCGAGGCUCUGGGCGGAGCUGCCUUUGGGCCAGGCACCGGCCCGGUCAUGCUGGACGAGGUGGAGUGCACAGGCACGGAGCCCUCGCUGGCCAGCUGCAGGUCCCUGGGCUGGCUGAAGAGCCACUGCAGACACAACCAGGACGCCGGCGUGGUCUGCACCAACGCAACUCGAGGUGCCCACACCCUUGACCUGUCAGAUGAGCUCCCUGCAGUCCUUGAGCAGAUCUUUGACAGCCAGAGGGGCUGUGACCUGUCCAUCAGGGUGAGGGCAAGGGACCAGGAGGAGGAGGAGGGCCUGGACUUGUGUGCCCACAGGCUGAUCCUGUCUGCCAACCCCGAGGCUCAGGCCCUGUGGAAGGAGCCGGGCGCCACGGUCACCAUGGAGGUGGACGCAGAGUGCCUGCCUGUCGUCAGAGACUUUAUCAGGUACUUCUACUCCCGAAGGCUGGAUAUUUCCCUGACAUCCGUGAAGUGCUUCCACAAGCUCGCCUCUGACUACAGGGCCUGGCAGCUGCAGAGCUUCUGCGCCAGCCUCUUUGCCGUCCUCCUCCCCGAGGACCCCUCCUUCCAGACGCCCCUGGACCUCUACACCUAUGCACUGGCCACGCAGGACCCCGUGCUGGAGGAGCUGUGCGUGCAGUUCCUGGCCUGGAACUUCAAGGCCCUGACGCAGGCCGAGGCCUGGCCCGGCGUGCCCACGGCCCUGCUGCAGGUCCUGCUCUCCAGGAGUGAGCUGGCCGUGCCCAGCGAGCUGGCCCUGCUGACGGCCUUGGACGUGUGGAGCCAGGAGAAGCAGCUUUCCCACAGGGAGGUGGAAAGCCUGGUGGAGAAGGUCCGGUUCCCCAUGAUGCUGCCCGAAGACCUGUUCGAGCUGCGGUUUAACCUGUCCCUGUACUGGAGCCAUGAGGCGCUGUUCCAGAAGAAGACCCUGCAGGCGCUGGAAUUCCACACCGUGCCCUUGCGGCUGCUGGCCCAGUACAGAGGCCUGAACCUCACCGAGGAUGCCUACCGGCCCCGGCUGUACACCUCGUCCACCUGGAGUGCCUCUGUCUCCGGCGGUUCCGGGGCCUCGUCCCAGUCCUUCCAGACCCCACAGCACCCCAGCUUCCUGUUCCAAACCAGGCGCAUCUCCUGGUCUCUGAUCUACCUUCCCACCCUCCAGAGCUGCUGGAACUAUGGGUUCUCAUGCUCCUCGGACGAGGUCCCCCUCCUGCACCUCUCCAAGUCUGACUACUCGGAGCCCACCAUCGGCUAUGAAAACAAAGCCCUGAUCCUCUGUGGGGGGCGCUUCGUGGCCCAUGUCACCAACUUUGAGGGCCAGAAGGCCAUGAUCCCCAGCGCCCUGGGCACCAACAGUUCCAGGAGCGCCUCCCUCUUCCCCUGCCCGGCAGGCUCCUUCAGCAGCUUCCAAGCGGUCAUCCGCCCCUUCUACCUGACCAACUCCUCAGGCGUGGACUAGACCGGAGCUUGGAGAAGCCAGGGGCCUCCCAGCGCCACUCCCCAGCCCCCCACAGCUGCUUCCCAACUGCCCGCUGCUUCCUGUCUGCAGCCACCCCCCAACGGCGGCCACCAGAGGGCCCUCCUGUUUCCACUGAUCUCUCUGAGCUUAGAGAAAGUACCGGAAGGUUUCAACUAAUGCCCACCACUGUGCCCAGAAGUCCCAGUAACGCCCCCGCCCCCACCGUCCGGCUGGUUUCCAGGUGGAGAAGCAGGGGAAGCGGGGUGGGGCAGCUGUUGGACUUUCCACGCCGACUUUCACUUCCCUGUCCUCUGCUGUCCCCCAUCUGAGAUCACUAAAAUUGCGUUGUGGCUCCCAA
This is a messenger RNA of Odobenus rosmarus divergens (Pacific walrus), 2175 nucleotides long. RefSeq names its product lectin, galactoside-binding, soluble, 3 binding protein (gene LGALS3BP). The coding region runs from base 147 to 1817 and encodes 556 amino acids. Gene Ontology annotation, cellular component: membrane; extracellular matrix. NCBI's taxonomy places the organism in Eukaryota, Metazoa, Chordata, Mammalia, Carnivora, Odobenidae. The record is from RefSeq and is a predicted model, not a curated record. The transcript has 6 exons. Gene Ontology annotation, molecular function: nucleoside diphosphate phosphatase activity; protein binding; calcium ion binding.